This is a messenger RNA of Peromyscus eremicus (cactus mouse), 1343 nucleotides long. It is a transcript of the gene Tmem35b, whose product is annotated as transmembrane protein 35B. The transcript is spliced from 3 exons. The coding region runs from base 25 to 489 and encodes 154 amino acids. NCBI's taxonomy places the organism in Eukaryota, Metazoa, Chordata, Mammalia, Rodentia, Cricetidae. The record is from RefSeq and is a predicted model, not a curated record.
GUGGGGGAGGAGACAUACGCUGCCAUGGCGCUCGUGCUCGGCGCCCUGCGUCUCCUGCUCGGCGUCUUCUUCGCGCUCACCGGGGCUGCUAAGCUCUUGCAGGUCUCGGCCCCCGUGUCACAACAGAUGACAGCCUUGUUCGAGCAGUUUGCUGAGGUGUUUCCAUUGAAGUUGGUCGGCUACCAGCCAGAUCCUAGAAACUACCAAACAGCUGUGGGCUGGCUGGAAGUGCUGGCUGGGUUGCUGCUGGUCGUGGGUCCACCUUCGCUCCAAGUGAUCAGUAACCAGUUCUUGAUCCUGCUCAUGAUGGGGGCCAUCUUCAAUUUGGUGGUUCUGAAAGAGUCGCUGAGGACCUGCAUCCCAGCUGUUGUCUGUUUGGGGCUGCUGCUGCUGCUGGAUACCUGCCAGUUCUUAGCUCGAACUAAGAGGGUGGUCAGACGCCGCCGUAGCAAGAAGAUUCCUGGUGCAGCCUGGAAGUCUGGGAACUGAGUCUUCAUGCAUUUACCACAGCAGGAACAGUCGCACAACAGUGUCUACCACUUUGUUAGGCCCACAUUCAUUCAGUGUAAAAGAGGUACCUUGUCUAGGUCCCAAUCUCCCCUCAUAACUAUGUUGCCCUGUUUUGAGUGGGGUGUUAGCAUUCUUCAUGUCAUGUGAAAACAGGAAAUAAGCAGAAAAGAAACCAAAACCACCCCAAAUUCUAAUACCCCAUACAUAAAUAAUCAUUUCAUUUGGUAUAACUGUACCUGUUGACUUUUUUAUGAUUGUAUACAGAUUAAUUUUUUUUAAUGAAAAUGAGACCGUAUAGCCUGUUUUAUUGUCUGCUGUUAAGAGCCAGUGUUCUGCCAGGCAGUGGUAUCACAUGCUAAUCCCAGCACUCAGGGGCCAGAGGCAGGUGGAUCUCUGUGAGUUUGAGGCCCGCCUGGUCUCCAUAGUGAGUUCGAGGUCAGCCAGGGCUAUACAGAGAAAUCUUGUCUAGAAAAACCAGAAGAAAAAAAGAUCCAGUGUUCUUUAACAUUCCCUUUUACUUUUAUCAAUGUUAGUGGCUUUCAGUACUCUAUUCUAGGAGUGCCUGGAACUGAGAUGAAAAGGUGGCCGAGGUGCUAAGAGCACUUGCUGCUUUUGCAAAGGGACCAGGGUUCAGUUUCCAGAGCCCACAUGACAUCAUCUUCUGGCGUCCUGGAGUACCAGACAUACACAUGGUACACACAGACACACAGAUAUAUAUACACACACAUAUAUCUGUAUAAAUGCGUACCGUGUACAUAUACAUGUAUAUACACACACACAUACACACACAUAUAUAUGAAAGCAAAACACUUAUAAAAUAAAAAUAUUUUUUA